AUGGAAGUAGAUAUACCGGGUGUUACUAAACAGGAGUUUGAACAAUGGAUUCAAGAAUUGCAAAUAAAAUCACAUCCUAAUUUGUCUAUCGAAAAGAGUAAAUUGGGUGGUUAUGGAUUGUUUUUUACAGCAAAUGCUAAUGCUGCUCUGCAAGUGCUAGAUAAUGGAGAAGUAAAAGAAGAAGAAGAAGAAGAAGAAAAAGAUGAUGAUAUCGAGAUCUUAAGAAUUCCACACUGCUAUAACUUGAAUACUUUGGGGAAUCUUUUACGAGAGGUGAAACAGAGAGACGAACAAUUUGAAUCUGUAGAACCAAAAGAGUCCUCCAUUAUAAUUAACUUUCUUAAAGCAUCACAGCAGUCAGAGACCGGGAUCUUGCUAUCCUACAUUCUAGCAUUCCAUACUAUCAAAGGACUACCAGAUAGCGAAUAUCAUAGAGAAUCACCAUUGCGACAAUUCGAUGUAUAUUUACAAGUCCUUUAUACAACUUGGGUACCGGCACUCGCCCAAUUAAAUAAUAAACAAGGUGAUGUCGAAUUGGACAAAAAUACCAGAAACCAAGAAAACGAAGCAAAGGAAGCAAGCAAUGGGGAAACUGCAUUGGACUUUGUUAGAUUCACCGAAUUUGUAAAAGAAGAAUACCAAAGGUAUAUUGAGGAAGUACAAACGAAUAUUCCAAAUCUUGACAUAAUAAAUACCAUUACCUGGGAAGUGUUUUAUCAAUAUUCGCAGGCGAUCCGCUCAAGGAUUCUUGAAAUCCCACGAAUGGUGGGAGUUGAAGAUGGCGAAGAAGUAUACACCACAGAUGUAUCGCUUGUCCCAAUUUUGGACUUUGCCAACCACGCUACUCUGGGGACAAACAAUCUGUACUUUGACAUUGAUCUAGAAACAAAAGAUAUAAUUUUGAAUUUGAGCCAGCCGCUGAAUGGAAAGUUUGAAAUAACGAUUAGCUACGAUCCCGAUGACACAACAGAUCAAUUCCUUUUCACAUAUGGGUUCAAAAAUUAA
Molecule: messenger RNA, 1005 nt
Organism: Lodderomyces elongisporus
Lineage: Eukaryota; Fungi; Ascomycota; Pichiomycetes; Serinales; Debaryomycetaceae
Gene: CTM1
Product: cytochrome c lysine N-methyltransferase
Exons: 1
Coding region: 1-1005 (334 amino acids)
Biological process (GO): peptidyl-lysine monomethylation
Molecular function (GO): protein-lysine N-methyltransferase activity
Source: RefSeq, a predicted model, not a curated record